Messenger RNA from Daucus carota subsp. sativus, 3313 nucleotides. RefSeq lists its product as uncharacterized. Lineage: Eukaryota; Viridiplantae; Streptophyta; Magnoliopsida; Apiales; Apiaceae. Gene Ontology annotation, molecular function: protein binding. The transcript has 7 exons. The coding region runs from base 294 to 3062 and encodes 922 amino acids. The record is from RefSeq and is a predicted model, not a curated record.
CGAACCUAACGUUAGUGACAAAAAAAAGUCCGAACCUAACAUUAAUGACAAAAAAGAAAAAAAAUAUAGUUCAGUGUUAAAUUUCUAAACAAAUAAUAAGUUGUGUAGCAAAAAAAUCUAUUUUCAUCAAACACAAAACCCUUUAAAAUUACCCGCGGGCCGUGGAAACCACAAACUAGCAUAUAUAAAUACCACAUCAAUCCCCGCCAUUUGACACAGCCAGCCGUCUCUUGAAUUAGCCCUGAAACUUCUUGAAAGUGAAACAUACAGUCGUGCUUCUUGUUCAUACAGUAAUGGCUUCCAAACGCUCAAAGGUCUCAAGGGGUUCCAAACGAUCCAAAGCUGAUGAUAGAAUCAGCCAGCUCCCCGACUCGCUCCUUCUGAUGAUCCUCUCCUCGCUUUCGUUUCAAUCAGCUGUGCGUACCAGCGUCUUAUCCAAGAGAUGGAAGCCCCUCUACAUGUCGCUCCCGAGUCUCGAUAUCGACAAUGAUUUUCCCGAACAAUUCGAAGUAGAUUUCAUCAAUUCUAUCGAUAGGGUUUUGAUGAACAGGCCAGUUGAUUUAAAAAUUCAGCAAUUCGAUAUCACAUUUUAUAGGGAUUACGAUCCAAAGCUUGUUAAUCAGUGGGUUCAUAAGGCAUUACAACACCAAGUCGAAGAUUUAAGCCUAUUCUUUUUGCGUUCUGAGGCCGGGCCUCGUGAAUUGAUUCCGGAUAUCUUGCUUGAUAUUCCAGACCAUGUUAGCUUUUCCACGCUUAAAGCCCUUCGGUUGACUUAUGUAAUGUUUUCGACUUAUGAGUCAGUUGGGGGCCUUUUGCUCCACUGUCCAGUGCUGGAAGAUUUUUCCAUGGAGGAGUGUGAAGCACUUAGCGGCUCUUGUCUCGCAGUUCGUGGAUCAUCUUUGAAGAAUUUGAAGUUAACGGAUACUCACCAUGUUCAUAGAGAUACCAAGCUUGAGAUUGUAAUAGAUGCGCCGGGGUUACAGACUCUCGAAAUUGGAGACUUUACAAGGGCAGAAAUCGUAAUAUCUGUUGACAGCACUUUCUUGUCCCUCAGAAAAGCUCGUAUCGAUGUUGGGAUUGAACCAUCCCUGUUCCGGCUUUUUAAUAACAUUUAUCAUGUCAAGUGUCUGACUCUAGAUAAUAAGGCUAUUCGGGCCCUCGAAGAUGCAUCUGAGUAUUGUUUGCCCACAUUUCAUAAUUUAAUUCAGCUAGAGCUCUUGGUUGGUGAUUGGUCUUGUUGGAAUUUACUGCCAAACAUGCUUGCAAGCUCACCGAAACUUCAAACUCUUUUGCUUACAUUUGGGGUUCAUCUAAGACACACCAGCCGCAAGUAUAACGGGUUGCGGACUAGUCCAAAAGUUGCUCCAGAAUGCUUAUCGUCACAUCUAAAAAUGAUCGAUUUUCGAAUGUUCCAUGGAACAUAUGUUGAAUUAUCACUCGUCGAGUACAUGCUUUGGCAGGGGAAAGUUUUGAAAGGGAUAUCAAUAUUAUUUGCAGAACCGUGGCAAAAGACGUCAAGGAUUCGGGAGAAGGUGGAGAGCUUUUCCAGAGCUUCAAAAACUUGCAAGAUUGAAUAUUUACCAAAACUAGCAUAUAUAAGCCAUAUACACUACAUCAAUCCCCAUCAUUUGACACACCCAGCCGUCUCUUGCAUUAGCCCUGAAACUUCGCUAAAAGUGAAACACACAGUCCGACAUCUCGUUCAAACAGUCAUGGCUCCCAAAAGAUCGAAAGCUUCAAGGGGUUCGAGACGAUCGAAAGCUGAUGAUAGAAUCAGCCAGCUCCCUGACUCGGUCCUUUUAAUGAUCCUCUCAUUGCUUUCAUUUGAAUCGGCGGUGCGGACCAGCGUCUUGUCGAAGAGAUGGAGGCCCCUGUACAUGUCGCUCCCGAGUCUCCUUAUCGAUGAUGAUAAGUGUCCUGAAUAUUUCGAAGUAAAUUUCAUCAAUUCUAUCGAUAGGGUUUUGAUGGAGAGGCCAGAUGGUUUAAAGAUUCAGCAAUUGGGUCUGUCAUUUGGCAGCAAUUACGAUCCGACCCAGGUUAAUCAGUGGGUUGAUAAGGCAUUAAAACAACACGGAGUUGAAGAUUUAAGCCUAUCGUUUGAUCGUUCUGGUCCUGGGCCUUGUGAAUUGCUUCCGGGGGAGAUAUACACCAACGGAGGUUUACAAAAUGUGGCAAUCAGGGCGAGUAUCUUGCUUGAUAUUCCGGACUAUGUUAGUUUCCCCGAGCUUAAGGUUCUUCGGUUGGCUUGUGUUACGUUUUCGAGUUAUGAGUCAAUUGAGGACCUUUUGCUGGACUGUCCGGUGCUGGAAGAAUUUUCCAUGGAGGAGUGUAAUUCACGUAGCGGCUCUCGUCUUGUAGUUUGUGGAUCAUCGUUGAAGAAGUUGAAGUUAAGGGAUACUCGCAGUGUUGAUAGAAAUGCCACGCUUAAGAUUGUGAUAGAUGCACCGGGGUUAGAGACUCUCGAAAUUGUAGACUCUACAUGGGCAAGCGCAAGAAUCUCUAUUGCCAGCACUUUCUUGUCCCUCAGAGAAGCUCGUAUCGAUGUUGGGAUUAAACGAUCCGUGUUCCAGCUUUUUAAUAACAUUUAUCAUGUCAAGUGUCUGACUCUAGAUGAUAAGGCUAUUGGGGUCCUCGAUGAUGCAUCUGAGUAUUGUCUGCCCACAUUUCAUAAUUUGGUUCAGCUAGAGCUCUUGGUCGAUAAUUGGUCUUGCUGGAAAUUAUUGCCCAACAUGCUUGCAAGCUCACCAAAACUUCAGACUCUUUUGCUUACAUUUGGGGUUGAUCUAAUAAACACCUGCCGCAAGUAUGAUUACGGUUUGUGGACGAGUCCAAAAGUCGCUCCAGAAUGCUUAGCGUCACAUCUCACAAUGAUUGAUUUUGGAAUGUUCCAUGGAACAUAUGAUGAAUUAUAUCUCCUCGAGUACAUGCUUUGGCAGGGGAAAGUUUUGAGAAAGGUAUCAAUAUUAUGGGCAGAUUCGUCGCGAAAGACGUCAAGGAUUCGGAAGGAGGUGGAGAGCUUUUCCAGAGCUUCAAAAACUUGCAAGAUUGAAUAUUUAGACUGAUGUGUUUAACGUGUCAAAAAAAUAUUUGAGAAGACAAAUGCUCUCCGGAGGAAUUAUCAUAUACCAAAAAGAAUGCUUGCUAGUUGCUAUACAAGAGCUGCACUGAGUUAUCAUUCUGUUGUUGGUGAACUCUUAUGUUGUUGGAUUCUGAAGUUGAUACUUUGUUGGCUUUAUGUAUUCUAACUCUUUGAAUAAUUUAGGACUAAUGUUAUGCUUAUAUAUAUAUUAUUGUCUUGAUUAUUAAAUAUAAA